Molecule: messenger RNA, 516 nt
Organism: Desarmillaria tabescens
Lineage: Eukaryota; Fungi; Basidiomycota; Agaricomycetes; Agaricales; Physalacriaceae
Exons: 1
Biological process (GO): proteolysis
Molecular function (GO): cysteine-type endopeptidase activity
Source: RefSeq, a predicted model, not a curated record
UCCAGUCGAUUUUGGGCUUUUCUCGUUGGGAUCGAUGGGUAUUCAUCUAACCCAUUGCGCGGUUGUGUGGCAGACGCCUUAGCAAUGAAGGAGUACCUUAUCGAAGACUUCCUCGUGCCUAGAGAGCGAAUUCAAAAUCUUCUUGGUCCAACGGACCAGGGUCACGGCACAGCGGCCGACCCUUCCUCCUUCCCUUCUCGCAACAAUAUUCUAUCCGUCCUUCGUAGUCUCAUCACCAACCCUAACAUCAAGCACGGCGAUCCCAUCAUCAUCUUUUUCGCUGGACAUGGUUCUCGCUAUCCAUUGUCAGACGAUGACGAUGAUCCUGACUUUUUUGACGAGGACCCCGAUGAUGAGCACUGCCGCAAAUUCGUUGAGGUGCUUUGUCCCAUGGACCGGAACACCCUCGACAGUAGCGGCGCAUUCGUCCCCGAUAUCACCGACCGGGAGAUCAAUACUUUGCUCUCCCAGAUAUCCCAUACCAAAGGACAUCGAAUCACGUUUAUCCUGGAUUGC